GGUCACUGGAGCGGAUGUUGAUGUUCAUCCUGAUCCGCUAUCGGCCAUCAUGAUCGUGAACUCGCGUACCCAUCUGUCUUGUAAAUGUUCAUGGACAUAGUGUCGUCGAAAUGGGUAUCCGCAUCACUUCCUGGAAUGUAAACGGCAUACGCAACCCUUUCGGAUAUCAGCCAUGGAGGGAGACAAGGUCAUUCGAGUCCAUGUUCGACAUACUAGAAGCAGAUAUUGUCGUCAUGCAAGAGCUCAAGAUACAACGCAAGGAUCUUCGCGAUGACAUGGUUCUCGUACCGGGCUGGGAUGUCUACUUCAGCCUACCCAAGCAUAAAAAAGGGUACUCGGGUGUUGCCAUUUACACAAGAAACUCUGUCUGUUCCCCAAUCCGCGCCGAAGAAGGCAUAACUGGCUGCUUGAGUGCCCCAGGCAGUGACAUUGCCUAUCGUGAUCUUCCCGAAGAACAGCAAAUUGGUGGCUAUCCUCGACCAGGCCAGCUGCCAGGAGAAAUCGACGAUGUCGCUCUGGACAGCGAGGGUCGUUGCGUCAUUCUUGAAUUCCCGGCAUUCGUCAUCAUCGGUACAUACAGUCCUGCAAACAGUGAUGGCACACGAGACGACUUCAAGGUCAGCUAUCUCGAGGCGCUCGACGUAAGGAUCCGCAACCUAGUCGCUAUGGGAAAACAAGUCGUCCUCACUGGAGAUCUCAAUGUUGUGCGUGAUCCGAUCGAUACUGCUGGCCUCCACGAACGACUGCGGAAGGAAGGCAUGACCAUGGACGACUACUUCUCUAUGCCAUCGCGGCGCAUCUUCCACCAGCUUCUCAUCGGAGGAAAGGUCAAAGGCGGCCGUGACGAGAGCCGCGAGAAGCCGAUUCUUUGGGACCUCGGUCGAUUAUUCCACCCUGACCGGCAGGGCAUGUACACAUGCUGGGACACCAAAAAGAACUCGAGGCCAGGCAACUUCGGUAGUCGCAUCGACUACGUGCUAUGCAGCCCAAGCAUGAAAGAAUGGUUCUCCGAUGCCAACAUCCAAGAGGGCCUCAUGGGGUCAGAUCACUGUCCGGUGUUUGCUGUCAUGAAAGAUGUCGUCCAGAUAGACGGCAAGGAUGUUCACCUGCGAGACUUGAUGAACCCGGCAGGCAUGUUCGAGAAUGGCAAGCGGCUUCAGGAGUGGUCUACCAGGAACCUGCUUCCACUAUCGGCGAAGUUGAUAGCCGAGUUUGAUCGACGACAGAGCAUCAAAGAUAUGUUCUUCAAAAAGCCAUCUCAGCCGGCUUAUAUUGGCGCAGCAGUAUCUGCGAAUGGAGCAUCAGAAAGUGCCACAAGAAUGCAUAUACCGCCAUCACCUGUGAAGUCAGGAAUCACCACACCGGCACCUGACAGCAACGAGACGAUCCUGCCAGCUGCCACACCAUCGAAUGGAGGCCUCAAGCGCACUCCGUCUGGCUCUGCCACGCCACAAAGACCAACAACGAAGACCAAAGCGGCUCUGACAAAGGAGCCCUCAAGCAAAGGUCAAAGUAGCUUGAUGGGCUUCUUUAAACCAAAGACAGCUCCGAAACCAGAAAUGCCCCAAUCGGUACCGAAUUCAGAGGAGAGCACUGCCAGCCCGCCUCCCCCGAGCUCAGGCAUCUCGGAGUAUGAUGAGAAACAAGCAUCGCCGAAUAAAGGAGACCUUCAGGUUCCACCAAGUCCAGAGAAGGUCAUUGACCAGGUCCAGUCUCGCGAGACAUGGUCCAAGCUGCUCGGCAAACGGGUGGUGCCGAAAUGCGAGCACGGCGAGGACUGCAUCAGCUUGGUCACCAAAAAGGCGGGGUUCAACAAAGGCCGGUCGUUCUACAUAUGUCCGCGACCCCUAGGUCCGUCGGGGGAGAAGGAAAAGGGCACCGAGUGGCGAUGCGGGACCUUUAUAUGGAGCAGCGACUGGACGAGUAAAAGCCAGUGACAGGCACACGGCUCUGAGGACUGCAUGUGUGCAUGACUCGGUCACGCGGUGUGUUGACGCAUAGUGUCAGUCUUUGGAUUGACGACACAAUGCCCAAACGACGCAUUGUAGGAGUGUCUUUAGCGUACGCAUCAUUCUUUUGCAGGUGUAUCAUCCAUCUGAUCAACUAUGGACGCAUAACAUGUGUAAACCCCUGGAGACAUGAAGUUGUGACAGGAUUCGUGUGUCAAAAAAGCAUUUUGUCUAUCCAGUAAUCGGCCAUACUUUUCCUCGGCCCCAAAUUCCAGGU
Microdochium trichocladiopsis is the source of this 2226-nucleotide messenger RNA. RefSeq names its product DNA lyase Apn2. The coding region runs from base 111 to 1937 and encodes 608 amino acids. The transcript is spliced from 4 exons. The record is from RefSeq and is a predicted model, not a curated record. Gene Ontology annotation, molecular function: DNA binding; DNA-(apurinic or apyrimidinic site) endonuclease activity; phosphoric diester hydrolase activity. NCBI's taxonomy places the organism in Eukaryota, Fungi, Ascomycota, Sordariomycetes, Xylariales, Microdochiaceae. Gene Ontology annotation, biological process: base-excision repair. Gene Ontology annotation, cellular component: nucleus.